Molecule: messenger RNA, 1207 nt
Organism: Microcebus murinus (gray mouse lemur)
Lineage: Eukaryota; Metazoa; Chordata; Mammalia; Primates; Cheirogaleidae
Source: RefSeq, a predicted model, not a curated record
CAUGUAGCCACUCAGGGAUCAGAUGGUCCCUGGGGUCAGCGUCUGGAGGUUCAGCUCUGGGGCUGCCCCGUGGCCACCUGCUCCACUCCAUGAGGUCAAAGGUCUCUCGUGCCAUCGGCCUCUAGUGGGGCCGGGCGGGAAUGGGGCUUCUGACCUUUGCACCCGGCUAACAUCCGACCUCUCCCCAGAUGUCGGGGGGCCUGCAGACCCCAUCGCGCCCACCGUCAUCAUCCCUCCCAAGAACACCAGCGUGGUGGCCGGGACCUCGGAGGUUACCAUGGAGUGCGUGGCCAACGCCAGGCCCCUGAUCAAGCUGCACAUCGUCUGGAAGAAGGACGGGGUGCCGCUGUCGGGCGGCAUCAGCGACUACAACCGCCGGCUGACCAUCCCCAACCCCACGGGCGGCGACGCCGGCUACUACGAGUGCGAGGCCGUCCUGCGCAGCAGCAGCGUCCCCGCUGUGGUCCGGGGCGCCUACCUCUCAGUGUUGGAGCCGCCUCAGUUUGUCAAAGAGCCGGAGAGACACAUCACGGCGGAGAUGGAGAAGCUGGUGGACAUCCCCUGUCGGGCCAAAGGUGUGCCGCCCCCCUCCAUCACCUGGUACAAAGACGCCGCGGUGGUCGAGGUGGAGAAGCUGGCCCGCUUCCGGCAGCGCGGCGACGGCAGCCUGCAGAUCAGCGGCCUGGCGCCCGACGACACCGGCAUGUUCCAGUGCUUCGCCCGCAACGCCGCCGGCGAGGUGCAGACCUCCACCUACCUGGCCGUCACCAGUGAGUCGGGCCUUCCCUGUCCUGCCACCCCCCCAGUCCCGCUUGCCCGGGACGCGGCCGUCCUGCAAGCCGGGGGCCCUUCCGAGAACAGCACGCUCCGCCACGCCCAGACGGGAGCCCGGAGACGGCCCCUUGCGCGGUGGUGCCCGCUGCUUCUGCAGCCCGAGUCCAGAGCUGCGGGGGACUCCCCAGCCCCUGGAAGUUCCCCCCAGUGUCCCGGAGCCCGGGAUGGCUCACGGGCUCUGUGAGCAAAGGAGCUGGGGAGCCGCCGGUUCCAGCUGUGGCCCUCGCCUGGCCCUGGGGUCCCGGGCAGGGCUGAAGCCACCCGUCCCCGGCGAGAGGGCCUGCUGUUCACUUUGCAAAGAAGAGAACCAGCGCUUUCAACAUAGUCCCCCCCUCCUGGCAAAUGCCUGUCCCCUCUCGGAGUCUGUGUUAGG